GUGGGGUUCUUCCCUUUUGUCGGCGGCCGGUGGUGACUAUCGCAUUUGCUGGUGCGCGGGACACGAGUUGGACGGCACCCCACGCGCUUGUGAAGUGGCUAGCGACUUCGUGGUCGAUGUGGGGACCUUGAGCAUCAAUGGCCCCAUGGGUGGUCAGAGGCAUGAUCGGUUCCUCGUGAAGGUCGGCGACUGCUUCGGUGGUGCCACGCUCCGUGGCCUUCAUUGGGCCUCGGACCUGACCCUGGUCGAUUCCAACGGCACGACGGCCAAUGUCAGUUGGGGAAAUGAGUCC
Molecule: messenger RNA, 292 nt
Organism: Durusdinium trenchii
Lineage: Eukaryota; Dinophyceae; Suessiales; Symbiodiniaceae
Source: the annotation of a GenBank genome assembly